Messenger RNA from Mycena citricolor, 1940 nucleotides. Lineage: Eukaryota; Fungi; Basidiomycota; Agaricomycetes; Agaricales; Mycenaceae. The record is from the annotation of a GenBank genome assembly.
CGCACAACUGCUUUGUCCCUCUAGAUCUCUUCCCGAAACCUUCUUCCAAAGCGCUUUAUGAUCCAGCUUUGUUCUCGUCGAUGCCACCGCGCGUGGUGAUGCGACCAUUGUCUUCGCUGUCGACUGCCGAUGGAUAUAAAAGCACACAAGCGCACAAGCCUAACGUCCACCAUUCAAGCACCAUGCCUUCCAGUCGUCAUCCUCUCAGCAUCCAACGCGAGAUGCGUCGCCAUGUGAGCGAAUCGCAGGUCGUCUUACCCGCCUUCGAUGUCGCGUCUUUCAAAGAAAACGUCCCGCCUCUUCUCGCAUCUUGCGGAGACAAACCCUCAAUCGAGCCGACUGAAGUAGCACCGGAGACUCCUCAAACCUCCUUCGAGGUCGACGACUCGCUUGUGACUCCGGUGCAGAAUACUGAAGGAGAAGGCGAAGCCGAGGAGAUGGAUGGUGUCGCGUUGGAGAUGCGAUCUAACAGUCCGGCGCAUCCGGUUAUGUGUUCUCCUGAAGAGCCAGCAGCCGCUCCUGAAGCCGUCCCGCUUGCGACCCCCGACUCUUCUCCCCGUGUUGCCGAGGAAGAACCAAAAGCCAGCGACGAAGCAAAGCUCUCCGAUGUCUCCGACCCCGCUCCCGGAAGCGAGGACGAGGAAAGACUCCCUGCGGUCUCCGAUCUCGCACACGACUGCGCCUAUCGCCACGCUCUCGCACUCGUGAACGCGCAAUCCGCCCACGCCCUCAACGCAGCCAGCCUCGCACGACGCGCCCUGACGCGCUUCAGCGCGCUCAUGUACCCAAACGGCGCGCUCUCCAGCGCCGUGCUCUCCAUCGCCGACGGCCCCUCCGCCGGCCGGCAGCUGCAGCCGAGCACGCGCGAGCAGAACCAGGAGAUCCGUGUCCUGCGCGUCGAGCUGGCUGCGCAGCGCGACGACUAUGCGCGCGUCCGGAAGGAGAUGGAGACGACGCGGGUGGAGAACAUGGGCUUGCGCGUCGAACGGAACGCGUUGAUCGGCAAAGAGGCGAAGAGGAAGGCGGAUGCCGCUGCGCACGAAGCGGAGCGCCAGGAUCUGAAGAACGCCGUGGCGAGCCUGCGGGCGGAGGCCACCCGGUUGACGGCGGAGGGGGCGAGGGUGGGCCAUGAGCUGACCCGGCUGCACGAGGAGAACACGCGCCUUGCUGGAGAGAACUUUCGUGGUCGUGCCGAGACGUCGCAGCUGCGGAGCCAGAUUCAGUGGCACCAAACCCGGGAAACUAAUCACGUAGCGGCCUUGCGGCAGUUGUCCGAGAACGGCCAUGCGCUCGAGCGCGAUAAGGCCCAGCUCAUCGAUGGUCUUGUCCUUGUAGCCAAUGCUUAUUCUGACCGGGUCUUACUCUCCAUCGAAGAUCUGGAGAUCGUUCAGGAAACGGUCACCGUUCUUCAAGGCUGUUCUAUCGGGGAACCGUUGCCAGAGGAUACUGUCAAGUCGUUGGUGAAGGUGCUUUGUGCUAUGCGCCAGCCUGCUCAUCAUCCUCGACGACGGCAGUAACCGAUCCCGAGGGUUUCAAUUCCGUAGUAUCUCACGCGUAUGCACAAUCAUGGGAAUCAAUAGGCCUUGCCGUGUAUCGUCGAUAUAAGUAUAUGGCCAAAGCAGAUGAAGAUUUUGCUUGAACGACUGUCAUAAGAUGGUCUGGUCAUAAAUUGUUGUUAAUGAAACGACAUUGAUCUGCAGCGUCUUUAAACGCGGACCGUGCAGAAAGUGAGGGUUCUCCUUCCCUUCCAUCUGCUUGAGAGCGUGCCGAUGGCCCAGAGUUACAUGAUCUCUAGCUUAACAAACGUGGACUAGUCGACGGCGUAAGGGACAAAACGUGAUUGGAGUGGGAUUCGAACCCACGCCCUUUCGGACUAGAUUGCAAGUCGCAAUUGAUCCUCCACAAGGAGGUAAUCCUUAGUCUAGCGCCUUAGACCGCUC